UUCCCGAAUUUUGCUAAAGGCUUUUACUUCGGCACCUCUUAAAGGCCACCUACCCCCGCCACGAAAGGAGUGCCCCCAGGACCCUGACGGUGGCCUAGGAGAACACAGCCACUGAAGGGGAGGCCUGAGAAUUAUGUUUCGUGUAAUUCCCGCGCGCGUUCUCACGGCCCCAUGGGAGCGCGGAGGCGGGGAUAGAUGAGACGGGUGGCGUCACCGCCUAAGCUCCACCUCUAGCUGCGUCUUCUAAUCGCGUUUUUCCGGUCGGAGCCUUCUCUUCGCCUUUCCUUCGCCAUCGUGCGCCACCUGCCCGCCUAGGCUUCUCGCCAUGUCUUCUCACAAGACUUUCAGAAUCAAGCGAUUCCUGGCUAAGAAACAAAAGCAAAAUCGCCCUAUUCCUCAGUGGAUUCGGAUGAAAACUGGCAACAAAAUCAGGUACAACUCCAAGAGAAGACACUGGAGGAGAACGAAGCUGGGUCUGUAAGGAGUCAACAAUGAAUGACAAGACAAUUUAUGAUGAAUCGUGAUCCUUGAUGAGUGUUACAAGAUGAAGUUCAACAUUUUCAACCUGGAGACUUGAUCCUCUUUAAGUUGGGAGUGGUUUCUCCAGUAAUAAAAUGUAGAACCUUUUGA
Messenger RNA from Chionomys nivalis (European snow vole), 630 nucleotides. It is a transcript of the gene Rpl39, whose product is annotated as ribosomal protein L39. Bases 326 to 481 code for a protein of 51 amino acids. Gene Ontology annotation, cellular component: cytosolic large ribosomal subunit; ribosome. Lineage: Eukaryota; Metazoa; Chordata; Mammalia; Rodentia; Cricetidae. The record is from RefSeq and is a predicted model, not a curated record. Gene Ontology annotation, biological process: translation. Gene Ontology annotation, molecular function: structural constituent of ribosome. The transcript is spliced from 3 exons.